Oreochromis niloticus (Nile tilapia) is the source of this 3052-nucleotide messenger RNA. RefSeq names its product growth factor independent 1A transcription repressor a (gene gfi1aa). The coding region runs from base 1717 to 2910 and encodes 397 amino acids. The record is from RefSeq and is a predicted model, not a curated record. The transcript is spliced from 7 exons. Gene Ontology annotation, biological process: regulation of gene expression. Lineage: Eukaryota; Metazoa; Chordata; Actinopteri; Cichliformes; Cichlidae. Gene Ontology annotation, cellular component: nucleus.
CUUUUGUUGAUUUUAUAGCUGAACUAUAUUUCUUUUCUUUUUCUUUGUCUUUUCUUUCUUUCUUUUUUCAGUGAGUGCAAUAAUGAAAGUAAACGUUGGUAUCUUAUCAGGAAAAAAUAACGGCAAUCACAGAAAUGAAACGCGGCGUAAAUUUGUUUUUAAUAUCACAGAGAAAUGGACAGAAAUCUGGCUCGGAGUGCGGGCUGCGAGUGACACUCAUGAGAAGGAAAUCGCCUCUAAAAAGGCAGCGGGAUUUAUUUUUGUGCGAUGCAAAUGCAGAACGAUUUUGGUACUGGGGGACUCUUUUAUCAAAAGAUGAAUCAGUGUUUUUGUUUGACCGUCAUGCUUGAUUGACAUUAAAAUUAAUUUCUGAGGGAGGGGACGAGAUCGGGAGGGACAAGGAGCUCGCGCACGCCUGUGUGUGUGUGUGUGUGUGAGUGUGUGUGUGUGCACGCGUGAAUGCGUUGAGACAGUAUGAAAAGCGGCUCUCUGACAGUCAGACCCAGUGCGGACAGAGAUCUGGAGUGUGUGCUCUCGAAGCCGGGAUAUUAGUGCCUGCAUGCAGGGUCAGUGCCGUGUGAGUAUGGGACAUGUGCGCUCGGCUUCGUGCCUCGGCUAUCUGAGUUUUGCUUGCAGGUCUCUAACUUGCUGCAGCUGCAUCAAACAAAGUCUGUUCCCACAAACGGAUAAAAUCGAUACCGCUUUGCUUUCGUAUGACCUUGAACCCAAAUCUUCGCAAUGAUUUGCAUUUUGAGCCUGACAGAUUUCUGCUUAAAGGGGGGAAAAAUUCGCUUUUGUGGUUUUAUUAUUAUCAUCAGUAUUUACACAUUUUUAUCCUCUCCAGCUGGCACUUGCACGUGACUCUUCUUGUACUUUUGUUCAGUGGACUGCUUAAUUGGGCCUGUCUAUUAACCUGGAGGAGGUUUUAAUGAUGUAAAACAAUAAGGCUGAAGUCAGUGCGGGUAAGCUGAAGCAGAGCGACUGUAAAGGGAUACUUCGACUCCCCACCAACAGGCUGUUGCGCAUAGCGGCCGUGCGCCGUCUCAUUAACGAGAUCACUUUACAACCAGUCAAACAAAUAGGUCAUUAUCCAUCACUGCCUGCUCUGCCUGUGUUCACCAGCCUCAAACCCGCAACUCUCAUGUCUCAUUUUAUCCAAAUUAUAUAAUCAACUUAUUUUUAUUUAUUUCCUUAUCUAUUUGUUGUCAGGAUAAUUUCAGUUAGUUUAUGCUUUGAUUAUACAAAUCUCAACUACUCAGCACACAAAUACAAUUUCGGCUCCAAAUGUAUUUUAAUGCCUUUAGAAUAUUGCAAAUGGAAGAAAAUAAAAGAUGUCAUUAUACUUAAAAUCUUCAAAAUUACUUUAAACUGGUUUACUUAAAAAUAUCACUGAAUAUUAUUACACUACUUAUGCCGCCUAUAUGCUUUUAAUUUAGGUCGUAUGUAGUUUAAGCCGACGUUACUCUACGAGCUACGUAAACAUACAUACAGACUUCCUCUUCUGUGAUUCAGCUGACGUCCGUUACAGUAAACUGGAUUGAAGCGCAGUAUCUGGUCUUCAGACGCAUAUCUACCCUUUGAGGGGAAGGUGGCUCCACUUUUGGUCACCUGCCCGGCGUCACCUGAGAUAAAGUCAGAGCAGCGCUGAGGGGACAGAAGUGAAGGAUUUCGGACCCGAGCAGCGCCGAGCUUUAAGGCUGAAAAGAGUUCAACAACAUGCCGAGAUCUUUCCUGGUGAAAAGCAAAAGGGCCCACAGCUACCACCAGCACCGCUACUUCGACGAUGACUACAGUAGACUGGACACUAUUUUGGCUGAUGUGUGCGCAGAAACAAAAUCUCAAGCCGAGUUCGACUCCAACCUGGAGCAGGAAGACGUGAAGAUCGGCGCUGACAGACUGUCCCCCGGGUCGCGGCUGAGGUCCCCGAGGUCGCUGUCCUCCAGCUCCCCGCUGAGCUGCGGAGGCAGCGCCUGUGACCGGUCCUCCGACUGUGAUUUCUGGCGUCCCCCGUCCCCCUCGUCCUCACCAGAUUCAGAGAAAUGCUCCACUCCUGCAGCGGAGGACGGUCACUCGAACAUGCCAAUCUUUCCGUACUCCUGGUCGGCAUACUCAGGAACCGAGCUGAGACAUCUGGUUCAGGGGUCUUAUCACCACCACCUCCAGAGCCACAGGGAGUCCCAGUCACCCAUUAGCAUCUACAGGGGAGAGGACAGCGGCAGUGAGUCGCUUUAUGCACAGCGGGGCCUCGCGGCCGGAUGUUACCAGGGUUAUUCUUCAACGGCCCAAAUCUGCAGGAUGCGGGACAGAGACGAGCUGUAUCUGGAUGCGAAGCAACAGGCCCGCGUGGCGGAAAUCAAGUCUGAGAACGAUUUCAUCCGCGCAAACCUCGAGUCGAGUGGAUCAUACAAGUGCAUUAAAUGUUGCAAGGUGUUCUCCACGCCUCACGGGCUGGAAGUUCACGUGCGGCGGUCGCACAGCGGCACGCGGCCGUUUGAGUGUGGGAUAUGCGGAAAAACCUUCGGACACGCAGUGAGCUUGGAUCAGCACAGAGCGGUUCACUCGCAGGAGAGGAGCUUCAGCUGUAAGAUCUGCGGCAAAAGCUUCAAGCGCUCCUCAACCCUCUCUACGCACCUGCUCAUCCAUUCCGACACGCGGCCUUAUCCGUGCCAGUACUGCGGGAAAAGGUUCCAUCAAAAGUCAGACAUGAAAAAACACACUUUCAUUCACACAGGUGAGAAGCCGCACAAGUGCCAGGUGUGCGGGAAGGCCUUCAGUCAGAGCUCCAACCUCAUCACACACAGCAGGAAACACACGGGCUUCAAGCCCUUCGGCUGUGACCUUUGCGGGAAAGGUUUCCAGAGGAAAGUGGACCUGAGGAGGCACAAAGAGACGCAGCACGGACUGAAAUAAGCAGGAGUUCACCGAAACCUGUGGCGCUUUACGUUUGCUGUAAUUGGUUUAUUUUCCCCUACUUAGCCUAAGAUAUGCUGAUUGUUUAUUUAUCUGUUGUGUUUUUAUUAUUAUGAAAAAACUAAAUAAUUUCACAAGCUUU